Molecule: messenger RNA, 2831 nt
Organism: Crotalus tigris (Tiger rattlesnake)
Lineage: Eukaryota; Metazoa; Chordata; Lepidosauria; Squamata; Viperidae
Gene: KCNMB4
Product: potassium calcium-activated channel subfamily M regulatory beta subunit 4
Exons: 3
Coding region: 1782-2432 (216 amino acids)
Biological process (GO): potassium ion transport; detection of calcium ion
Cellular component (GO): membrane; voltage-gated potassium channel complex
Molecular function (GO): potassium channel regulator activity; calcium-activated potassium channel activity
Source: RefSeq, a predicted model, not a curated record
CAAGCUUCAGAGGAAAUAGGUUUUUAUAUGAGCAUAAAAAAGGCUGAAAGGGUUACUUUCUUUCACCCUGCUGUUGAUACCAUGCCCUUUCAAUUUUUUAAAAAAUCUAUCUUAAAGCCUUUCUAUAUUGAGCUACCAUUGCUUGUUUAAUUGUAUUCACUUAUUGUUAGAACUGUAUUUUGGGAGAAUCCAGAGCUGAGUGCUGACACUUUGUAGUACUUCAAGCUUCUGUAAGUUUCAGUAACAGGUGGUGUAUCUUUUUAAACAUACAUUGUGAAAUAUACACAGCAAUUGUAGCAAUUAGCUGAAAUCAUAGGAUAGGAGGUCUAUAAAGUGGCCAGUUCCUAUAAUAGACUGAGUACCUUUAUUGUUUUUCCAAUAAUGAAAUAAAGUUGAGUAUCACUGGUAGUUACAGAUGAAGAAUGCCCAUUCUCUGUAGGCCCUUCCAUUAAUCUGCUUUGUUAAAAAAAACGAUGGUUCUAUUUCCAAUUCAUGUAAUGAUUAUUGAUUACGGGCCAUCAAGUCACUGUCAAUUAUUAAUAAUCAGAUUUUCUCUGGGAGGGUCUGUUUCCUAACAGAUCUUUUUAAGUCUUUGGUCCAUGGUGGGCACAACUUUGCUGUAAUUGAGUCCAUCUCCUCUGCUAUUGCUUUUCCUCUGGCCUUUCAUUCCACAUUUCCCAGAUUAGAUCCUUUACUGCAGAGCUGGAUCUUCGCAUAACGUUUCUGGAGUGGGAUAACUUGAGCCUGACCAUUUGUGCCCGGUGAUAAAGUGAUGAUUUAUGACUCCGUUCCUCUUGCAAGCAGCCCAAAUGGGCAGACAGAAACUCGUCGACGUCAAGUACAUUUGUUCUGAUCUCUUCUGGGGAUUCGGAUACUAGGCCGAGGCCGCUCAGCCGGCAGGCGGGGAAAAAAAAAAAAAAAAAUACCGCGCAUCUCUCAGAGGCUUAACGCACCCACUUCCUCCACUCCAAAACAGCCGCGCUGCCGGCGGCCACGUGCAGCCCCGCUUUUCCAGCUCUCACGCGGCGGCGGCGGCGGCGGCAUGCCUCAUUCGGGGUUGCUGGACCCUCCCUUUCGCGGCUCCUGACCCAAACAAGCAAUCAAGUGCUUCUUCCGGAGCUUAAAUCGCCGGGGCAGAUAAUCCUGAGCCAAGCUGUUCCCUCGUUCUAGUCUAAACCGAGGGGGAGGCGGACGUUGGAAGCCUGGCCGGAGAGUCGCGGCCCGCCAGCGGAUCCUUCGGCUCACCCCCUCGGCUUCAUCAAUGGCGAGCCCCACGAGGCAAUCAAUGGGAGGGAGCAGAAGAUCAAGAUCGGAGCCCGCUCAGCUUCGCGCCUCGGCUAAGAAGCUUACCUCGCGGCAGAUGUUGACAGGCUCCCGGCCAGCUCCGAUCACUUGGAGGAAGGAGGGGGAGGACGAGAGCCGGAAAGCCCCCUUGCCUCGCUAGGAAGGAGGUGCAGCCAGGGGCCGUUCCCUUGGCGAUUCGCACCCUGCCUUGACUUUUUCUCUCCCCACCCUCCUGCUCGCCUCGCAAGCGGAUUUGCGCGCCAGCUGCUGGCUGGCACCGCUUCCCGGGCCGCCGUCCAGCCAGAGCGAGUCCUGCAGGUGGAAUCGGCCACUGACGAGUGGUCGGAGUUUCUUCCACGGGCGCUCCAGCUCUUCCUUCUUCUGCUGAUUUUCCUCUGUCUCCCGGUGGGCGGAAAGCCACUCCAGUAUUGCUGCUCUUGCUUCCAAUCUCUCUCGCCCUCCCCAAUCACGCCCCCCUCCCCGCUCGGCUGCUUUCCAUGCUCUUAGGCGGGGCGAUGGCCAAGAUCCGAGUGGCUUACGAAUACACCGAAGCUGAAGACAAAACCAUCCGGCUGGGCUUGUUCCUCAUCGUUUCUGGUAUCUUGUCACUUUUCAUCUUGGGUUUCUGUUGGCUCAACCCGGCCCUGCAGGAUUUACAAGGCAAGGCGGCGAACUGCACCGUGCUGUCGGUGCAACGGAUCAGCGAGGUUUUCGAGUGCACGUUCACGUGUGGCGCCGACUGCAAGGGCACCUCCCUGUACCCCUGCCUCCAGAUCUACGUCAACAACUCCGAAUCCAACGCCCGGGCGCUCCUGCACCCGGACGAGCAUCAGCUCCUCACCAACCCAAAGUGUUCAUACAUCCCCCCCUGCGAACGGGAAAAUGAGAAGAACUCUGAUAUUGUAAUGCACUGGCAGGUUUAUUGGGAAGUUGAAGUAGGUUCUCAGCCUUUCACUUGCUACUUUAAUCAGCACCUCAGACCAGAUGAUGUAUUGCUACAACGUACACAUGAUGAAUCUGUUCUUUUGCACUGCUUCCUUUGGCCAGUGGUCACGUUCCUGGUUGGAGUCCUAAUUGUGGUCUUGACCAUCUGUGCAAAGAGCUUAGCUGUCAAGGCAGAAAUUAUGAAGAAAAGGAAACAUUCCUAAAUGAAGGACAUCCUUCAAGAAAGGAUGAGAGAAUGCCAAAUGUGACUGACUAUCACUUCUCUGGUGUUCCCAGCAAUGCCCAUUCCCAGUGUAUUGCCAGCUGCUGGUCUUGCUGAUGCCUAGGUGACCAUGCUAUGACAUGUUAACUAGUUGUUUCUGCCGUUAUGAAAGCAAGUGUGUCUCUUCCACUAAAUGAUCCUAAGAUGUAUCAAACCUUCAUUCAAACUUAAUGAAAUUGAAGUAUCUGAUGGAGUAGAGGACAAAAUGUAAAAACCCAAAUUGUGGUUGACUUCAUCUUAGUAAAUUUAUCUUUCUUAAUGCUAUUAUUUAGUCUUGAAUAUUUAUUACUUCCUUUCUCAAAGACUGUAUUUCUCAAAUAUUAAAAAGUGGUUGUUUUUA